Molecule: messenger RNA, 1080 nt
Organism: Eruca vesicaria subsp. sativa (arugula)
Lineage: Eukaryota; Viridiplantae; Streptophyta; Magnoliopsida; Brassicales; Brassicaceae
Source: the annotation of a GenBank genome assembly
AUGGCCGGUGACGCGAAAUCAACGCCGGUGACGUGUUCAUCAACGCCGGGUAACGUGUUCAUCAACGCCGUUGACUGGCCGGUUGUGAAGGUGGCGGAGUUCGCCGGAGUUAACCCGUUAACGCCUCCGCCACUGUUUCGUUACUGCGGGAACAACGAGACGCUCCACAUCGUGUUUCCUGAUUGGUCGUAUUGGGGAUGGACGUUUAUUGACCUAGAAGCUGAUACAGAUACUAACACUUGUCAUGAAGUUGCUUCUCAUCAACCACGCCACUUGUAUCCAUACAAUCCUCCAGAUUCUGCUGCCCCUUGGAACCAUAUGCAUUCUUCUUGGAAAAAUCCUAGCUUUGGCUUCCCUCAGAGAGUUGCUUCAGAGCAGAGGUACCCGGUUAAUGCUCAGAAACAAGGGGGGCUCGGAGAUAGAUUACAGUUUGAAAGCAUAGCUAGAUAUAACUCAUGGUGUGGGAACAAGAACCACAACAUGUUUUACAAUGAGUUUUCUUCUUCUUCUUCACCAAAAUCGAAAUUCUAUGGGACUGGUUAUACUUAUCCUAACGGAGGAAGAAGUGAUUUCAGACCGGGAAAACCAUCGUUGGAAUCAAAUGGCAAGGAUGUGAAGUUUGUGAGAGAUUUGAACUUGAAUGUGACACUUUUUUCAAACACACCUGUUGUUGAAGUCAGAAAGGAUGAAGAAGAACGUCUAGCUACUUUACCAUGGCUUGUUAAACCCAAAUCUGCUUGUAACUCUGAGGUGGCUGAUGGGAGACCGAAUCAGAAGAUUAGUGAUGCUGUCCAGAGGGAGGCAGAGACUGAGAAGAUCAACACUAACUUGAACAUUCCUAGAGAUGAAUGCAAUGCAGAAAGAGAUAAAGUUAGGAUGAUGCUAGACAUCAACGAACCGUGUGAACCACUUUCAGAUGCAGAUGAGCAAUUGGAAGAACAGAUCGGGACAAAGGUUUCGGUUAGUAAUAAGUGUCACAUUGAUUUGAAUAUGUCGGUUAGUGAAGAAGAAGAAGAUGAGAUUGACCUGUCUCCGCAUCUUCUUGACAUUGAUAUUGCUCGGCAGCAAUGUCUGGAAUGA